AUGUCCCCCAGUGCCGAAGUGACAGUUUCUGUUCCCCCAAGCCUCAAUGGCAUCAACGGUGGCUACCCAGUCAAGACGCACAAGGCAUUGCCCGAUGGGCACUUUAACGCACAGGACAGUCUUGCUCUUGGACGUCUUGCUCCCUAUGACGUCCUGACGGCUGCCCUUCCUCUACCAGCUCGGAUUCCAGAUACAGACUUCUGGUGGCGAGAAACCGGACCUCUUAUGAGCAAGCUUUUCUCCAAAGCAAAUUGCUCUCUUUACACACAUUACCAAAAUCUCAUUCUAUAUCAUACCCAUAUUGUUCCUUUACUGGGACCUCGGCCACCCAUGGAGAAUUCGGUGCAGGCGUCUACGAGAAAUGCGCCAUGGAGGUCCUUCCUGACGGAUGACUUUUCUCCUCUGGAGCCAAGUUGGAACAUGAGUGGCAACUCCUACUCACAGAGCACAAUCCGUCUCGGAAUUGAACCCGUGGGCUUUGAAGCCGGAACCGCUGCGGACCCCUUCAAUCAAGCUGCCGUGACCCAGUUCAUGCACUCACGCCAGGCUACUGAGUUGUGCGCCAACCUCGCUUUGUUCGAACACUUUCGCCACGAUCUUUUCGUCGAUCCACAAUCUUAUGCCGAGUUGAGAGCCAAAAUCCCGGAAGGAGAGCAUACCACGCAGAGCUUCCUAGCCUUCGAUUUCGACGCAGGUCGAGUCACCACCAAGGCCUACUUCUUUCCCAUUCUAGUAUCUCUAAAGGCCGGACUGAGCACAACACAGGUGGUGUCAAAUUCCAUCAUACGGCUGGCACUUAAGAGCGAUGUAUGGGGUGUACAAACCAUCGCCGCCUUGUCGGUCAUAGAGGCGUGGAUGGCUGGCUACGGCGGCGCGGCAAAGACCGAAAUGAUCAGCGUUGAUUGUGUGAAUGAGGCACAAUCACGCAUUAAGGUCUAUGUGCGCAUGCCAUACACUUCUCUGCGGAAGGUGAAGGAAGCAUAUUGUCUGGGUGGGCGCUUGACGGAUAAUAACACAGCCGAGGGCCUGCAACUGCUGGACAAGCUAUGGAGGACUAUCUUCGGAGUAGUUGAGGAGGACUUCGAACUGCCACAGAACACCCAUCGUACAGCAGGGACAAUCUUCAAUUUCGAGCUGCGGCCGGGAAAAUGGUUCCCCGAGCCCAAGGUAUACUUACCCGUCCGACAUUACUGCGAAAGCGAUUUGCAGAUCGCCAGUCGCCUACAAGUCUUCUUUGGAAAGCUCGGAUGGCACGGUGUAGAGCGAGAGUAUUCCAAGGACCUCCAAGACAUGUUGUAA
Molecule: messenger RNA, 1299 nt
Organism: Fusarium sp. VM40
Lineage: Eukaryota; Fungi; Ascomycota; Sordariomycetes; Hypocreales; Nectriaceae
Source: the annotation of a GenBank genome assembly